This is a messenger RNA of Drosophila subpulchrella, 2416 nucleotides long. It is a transcript of the gene Atac2, whose product is annotated as cysteine-rich protein 2-binding protein. Gene Ontology annotation, molecular function: acyltransferase activity, transferring groups other than amino-acyl groups. The record is from RefSeq and is a predicted model, not a curated record. Lineage: Eukaryota; Metazoa; Arthropoda; Insecta; Diptera; Drosophilidae. Bases 1 to 2364 code for a protein of 787 amino acids. The transcript has 5 exons.
AUGAAUCGGCCCGCCAGUUGGGAUGAGCCCCAAGGACCCUGCAGGUACUGUGAAAUGGCUGUGGAGGAUGACAACUACCUGGAGUGCCAGGAGUGCCGCCGAAUGGUGCACAUCAAGUGCCUGCCACAUGCGAGCACGCCUGGAGAUCUUUUGGGCGACAUUUUCUUCGAGUUCACGUGCGUCAAGUGCGUGUUGGACAAAGUGCAGGAUUCAGCCGUGCCCUCCUCGCUGGAACCCAUUAAGGAGGUGAUAGUGCGCCAAAGGAUUCCCUGGCUACUGGUGCUCACCCUAACGCUGUACAAUCUGUCCAUCAAACAGAAGGGUUUGGGCCAUCACGGAUUCUUCCACUGGCGCACCCACAUCAUCAGCUUUGUGGACAAGAACUGGAACUACAUAUUCGGAUCCAAUGUUCGUCGCCGCAAGCAAUGGACUGGUUCCGUGUCCGGAGCUCUAUCCCACAACAGUCCGGAGUACUUUCAGUCGGGUUUGGAUGUCUUUCAAGAGCACGGCUGGUGGAAACUGGCCAAACCCUUCCUGACUCCAAGAAGCGUCCUACGAGAAUAUGAGAAAAAGCAACUGCUGCGAUUGCAACUGCGCAAUGAAAAACGUUUGCCCGCCACGGAUGAGACCAGCUGCAGCAGCGAGAUUUCAGUUACCGAUCAUACCAAGGAUAAAACCCAGCCUAUAAAGGUGGAAGCUGAUGAAACCAAUUCAGCAGAGGGCUGUGCCCGCACCAUUCCCUACAUGGGUUGCCCGCCGAAGGUAAAGCCACCACCCGUGCCACAGGAGGCUAUUCCAACGUCACCAGUUCCUCAAGAAAAUACAAUUCCACCUAUUCAGGAGCCAGAGGAGGAACCACAGCAUCAGCCUUUGAACAUGGUUCAAGCCAGUCUGAUGGAUUUCCUGGCUGAGAGUCUGGGAGGCGAUGAUCUUAGCAUGUUUGGUAGCCUACCAGGCAUAAUGCCACCUCCACUGAUUGGAGUGGGUAAGAGCGAUUUCUUUAUGAACGAACCGUUGCUGCAGGCGCCUUCGAAUAGUGAAGGUCUGUACGAUAUGGAUACAAGUAUUGGCAUACCAAGCACCACUAAAGAAGUCAAGGGAACCAAACACAUCAAAGAAGAGUUUACAGAUGAUACCAAAACCAAUUCAACCGAGGAGGCUACCACUGAAAGCAGUGAAGAGCAAAAAGAAGGCGAGGGAGAGAAUGAUCAGAUGGAUGAAGAAAUAUCCUCAGACUUUCAGCCACGGAUAGUGCAGGUUACCAAUUACCAGGCGCAAGAGGCAAGUGAAACCGUUAAAGAAGAGCCACUGGAUGAGGAAAUGCUAGACGAGGAUGAGGCGAUACAAGAAACAUCCCCUCUCAUUGAGCCUUGCAAACCAAGUGGAUUUGUAAGACAGCCCCGAAGAAAUUGGCCUUGGUUGCAGGAGGCUCAGGAAUCCGAUGACCUUGCCAUUCCCAGCGAAAACCUUCAAUUGAUCAGUGUGUACGAGGAGCAGAAGUUGUAUCAGCGACUUCAUAGAAUUGUUUCUCUGGAGCAGGAAUGCCAAAUAUCCAUACCCGCCUAUGUGCGGCGUUUAUAUCGUAAACUGUCUCUUCGGAAAUGGAAAAGGGACCAUAAUCGCCCCAUAUUUAACCUGGAUGAGCACAUAGAUCCCUUGGGCAGAGCACGCUUAAAGAUGCAGGGUCAUCAGCAGGCUCAAAUACUGGAUAGAUAUCAACUUUUGGCCCAUUCGCGGCAGGAUGCAAGAAGUUCCUUCCACGCCCGUCUGGCGGGAUGUACUCAGUACGAGCUUUUUGAGUCGCCCUACUCUCAGAGAGUUCUCCAUCCCUUUAUCUUCCGGAGCGAAACGAUGGCUCCUCCAUGGCUAAAACUCAUGUGCGAGAUGCAGCAUCGCGUGAACGGAUCUCAUCCCACGAGAUCCACUAUCGACUUUUGCUUUGUGAGACCGCAGCACAUUCCAGCAGUGAACGCAUUGCUACAGAACUCCUUUUGGCCAAAUAUUGAUGUGAGUGAGUGUCUCAGCUAUCCGGACUACAGUGUAGUGGCCCUGUACAAAAAACUAGUCAUCGGCUGUGGAUUCCUGGUGCCCGAUGUAGGUUAUAAUGAAGCCUAUAUCUCCUUCAUGGCAGUGCGUCCUAGUUGGCAACGCAGUGGCAUCGCCAGCUUUAUGCUGUACCAUCUCAUCCAGACGUGUAUGUCCAAGGACAUAACGUUGCAUGUCUCUGCCACCAACUCCGCCGUAAUGUUGUACCAGAAGUUCGGCUUUAAGAUGGAGGAAAUCAUCCUUGACUUCUAUGACAAGUACUUGCCUCUGGACUCCAAGCAGAGCAGAAAUGCCUUCUUCUUGAGAUUACAGAGAUGAGAUCAGUUCAAAUACACAAAUGGUACUGAAUUUAUAAUUCAAAGUAUCAAAC